GCGCGCGCGCCGGUAGAAACGUGCUCGAGGAGCACUGACACCCCUCAUGGUCCAAUGUAAAAUCUCUGCAAAGGGAGAGGAGGGGGAGAUCCACCGGCUACAGCCCUGCCUCCUGUCUGCACGCACGCACGCACGCACGCACACACACACAUACACAGACACACACACACAGGCAGGCGCACCAUCACACGGGCAACAAAGGGACGCAUGGUUCAUCUCAGGCACCAAAUGCAUAAAUGAUACACUGACAUAAGUUGCGCGAACACGUUCAGUUGCAUCUGUCGUCACCUCAAAGGGUGUAAUAGCAUUGCACGGUCAUGGAGCUGGAGCACUUUGAUGAGCGGGACAAGGCUCAGAGAUACACCCGAAGGGGCUCAAGGGGGAAUGGGCUCCCCAGUCCCACACACAGUGCUCACUGUAGCCUGUACAGAACCAGGACGCUGCAAACCCUGAGCACAGAGAAAAAGGCCAAGAAGAUUCGCUUCUACCGCAACGGGGACCGCUACUUCAAAGGGAUUGUAUAUGCCAUUUCUCAGGAGAGGUUCAGGUCUCUAGAUGCCCUCCUGGCUGACCUCACAAGGUGUCUAUCAGACAAUGUCAACCUGCCCCAAGGGGUGCGGACCAUAUACACCAUUGAUGGGUCAACGAAGAUCACCAACAUGGACCAGCUGGUGGAAGGAGAGAGCUAUGUUUGUGGAUCCAUAGAGCCCUACAAGAAGGUGGACUACACAAAGAAUGUAAAUCCCAACUGGUCUGUUGGAGCUAGGACUGCUGCGGCUGCCCGUAGCCCCUCAUCCCUUGGCAGUGCCAAGGCUGGAUCCCCGGAAAUCAGGGAGAGCAAGGACUUCAUAAAGCCCAAACUGGUGACCAUUAUCCGCAGCGGAGUAAAGCCGCGCAAGGCCGUGCGGAUGUUGCUCAACAAGAAGACUGCCCACUCCUUUGAGCAAGUCAUGACCGACAUCACUGAUGCCAUCAAGCUGGACUCUGGAGUGGUCAAGAGGCUGUACACCGUUGAUGGCAAGAUGGUGACAUGCCUCCAGGACUUUUUUGCUGAUGAUGAUAUAUUCAUUGCAUGUGGCCCUGAGAAGUUCCGUUACCAGGAUGACUUCCUGUUGGAUGAAAGUGAGUGCAGGGUGGUAAAGUCCACUUCCUACGGCCGGAUCUCCUCCAUGCAGGGUCGCUGUUCCCCAAGAGGUGGGGGGGUUUCCCGCAGGAGCAAGUCUCCCUCCUCGACCGGUUCAGCUAACGGGACUGCAGGCAGUCAGCUGUCCACCCCUCGGUCUGGAAAGUCACCAAGCCCCUCUCCAACCAGUCCAGCCAGCCUCCGAAGACGUCGGGGAUCUCAGCACAGCGGCUCAUCACUCUCUCUAGCUUCUACCAAGGUUUGCAGCUCGAUGGAUGAAGGAGAUGGAGCCGGCAGUGAAGCUGAACUCAUGGACGAGUACCCCUCCGUCCCUGCCUCCAUAGCAGAGAGGUACAAAGUGGGGAGGACGCUGGGGGACGGCAACUUCGCUGUGGUGCGGGAGUGUGUGGAGAGAUCAACUGGAAGGGAGUACGCUCUGAAGAUCAUCAACAAAGGAAAAUGCAGGGGAAAGGAACACAUGGUGCAGAAUGAAGUGUCAAUCCUUCGGCGUGUGAAACAUCCCAACGUUGUGCUGCUGAUUGAGGAGAUGGACACCCAGAGUGAGCUCUAUCUUGUUAUGGAGUUGGUGAAGGGGGGCGACCUCUUUGAUGCCAUCACCUCCUCCAACAAAUACACCGAGCGGGACGCCAGCUCUAUGCUGUUCAAUCUGGCAAGUGCCAUCAAGUACCUGCACAGCCUCAAUAUUGUCCACAGAGACAUCAAACCAGAAAAUCUGUUGGUGUAUGAGCACCAGGAUGGUAGUAAGUCCCUGAAGCUGGGGGACUUUGGCUUGGCCACCGUGGUCAACGGGCCGCUCUACACCGUGUGCGGGACGCCCACCUAUGUAGCACCAGAGAUCAUCGCUGAGAAAGGAUACGGCCUCAAGGUUGACAUCUGGGCAGCUGGAGUCAUCACUUACAUUCUGCUGUGUGGCUUCCCUCCGUUCCGCGGUAAUAGUGAAGAUCAAGAGGCUCUCUUCGAGCAGAUUUUGACGGGCCAGUUUGAUUUCCCCUCGCCGUACUGGGACAAUGUGUCUGACACCGCCAAGGCUCUUAUCACUGGGAUGCUGCAGCUCGAGGUGGAUCAGAGGCACACAGCUCCACAGGUGCUGGACCACUCCUGGGUCAACGAGGAGGGCGUGUCAGAGAACGAGCACCAGCUGCCCGUGGCUGGGAAGAUCAAGAAGCACUUCAACACCAAACCCAAGCUGAACAGCACCACGGCAGGCGUGUCAGUCAUCACCACCACCCCACUUGAUAAGGAGAAGCAGGUUUUCCGACGAAGACGCCACCAGGAUGUGAAGCCCUCGUCUCGGGUCCCGCAGAGCUUCGGUGCCAGCGCCAACCCCGGCCUCUCCCCCGCUGAGUCUGAGGACUACUCCCCGAGCUCGGCUGACACCGUCCGCUCACCCACGUCCCCCUUCUAGCUGCCUAGCUGAGGCCACAGAGUCGUCCACCUCUCCAGGGAAGAAAGGUGGAGGAGGGAGGGAGAGAAAAGUAGAGUGAAAGCUUGAGAACCGACACUGGGUUCGGUCAAAUGACUUGGACAUUGACAGAUGCACGCACUUAACCUGUAACCACUGCAGUGAGUUGGAAACGCCUGAUUCUUUCAGUCAUAGUGCUUUCAUUUUGGUUACAGAAGAAGUAAAUCUGAGUCAGGGAUAGGCCAGGUUGUGGAUCAGCUUCCUGCUGACCUGAGAAUAUACCAUAAGAGCAUGCUGAGGCAAAAAAUAAUAAUAAUACAGGGUGUUUUUUUUUUUUUUUUCCACACGCUAUCAAACUGUUUUAAGACCUAUUUCUUUACAGCAAGCACAGGCCUAUUGAAGUAUACUAGAGCCCUCUAGUGGUGUGUAUGUAUACUGCAGGAGAGCCAACCUGCUUCAGGAGUUCAUGGAAAAGUGUACAGCUGUCGUCAGAACUGCAAAACAGUGAACAGUUAAGCUUUUAAAUAUUAAAUGUUCUUAUGAUUUGUUCAGUGCAUAUCGCAAAUCAUACAGAAUCCAACACAACACCUUGCUGUUUGUUUGUGAAGUAAAUUUCGACCAACAAUAACUCAGCAGUAAUAACAGCCACCUUUUUACUGUGCGACACACGCUGGACUGUGGUACUUGAGGUUCUGAGGUUCUGGUGCUGGUGUAUAAACUUUACACAAACUGUUUAAGAGGACUUAGGAAACUGUCAAGACAUGCUGCUACACUGGACCACAAGCAUUAUCUGUACCAUUAACGUCGAAUGUGUAGGACAAGAUGGUCUUGCCCUUAGCUCGCUCCACUACAAAACAGCCCCCCCCGCCUCUCGACAGGAGUUGAAUCUAAAGCUGCUGUGCUGACGGUGCGACACACACUCACCUGGACCAGUGAAGCUGCAGUUUGUGUUUGUGAGAGUGUGGAUUUAAUCGGCAGUGGUACAGAUGAAUGUCAGUGCUGUGUAGUUGAUAGUCAGUGCAUGCAUGUCAGCCUCAUGCCUUGCCUUGGCACACAAGGAUUAAGUGCAAUUAGGUGUAACACCCGAUGAGCACAGUAUUUAAAAAAACAAACAAACAAGCAAACAAACAAAACAAAACAAACCAACAACAAAAAAAAAAAUGUCCUUGUUGAUGUAAGAAUGAGUGAGGAUGGAUGUCUUGCCAGUAUUUAUUGGCACAUCACUACCAGACAGGGGCACUUAUCUAACUGGAUUAGUUAGUUCUUCAGUAACAUGGAUUCCCCACCAUACAUACACACACACACACACACACACUGAAUACAAAAAGCCAGCUAAAUGAUGGUAAACAGCGAAGUGCUUCCAGUAAAAUCCAGUGAUAUUUGCCUUCGUGUUCAUAGAGUUCAUUACUUUGCUGGAGAAAAGAGAUCCAGUCCAAAUAUUCAUGGAUGCGAAUGUUCUGUUCCCUCCGUCCGAUAAUGUAAUCUGCAUGUGUGUUAAUCAGAUGUUCUGGUCCUCUGCCGUUUGCUAUACACCUGUCCGUUUUGAAACCAUUUCCUUUGUCACUGUAUGCGCCGUCUUGUUGAAUGCAAUUCAAUUAAGGCAACUUUUAGCCAUACCGCAGCUUAGAUGAGAAUAGUUUGUAUGUGUUUGGAAAGAAAUGUAACCUCACCAACCCCACUGACAUUCUUUCCUAAAGGGCUUUCAGGCACUAAAGAUUGGGAUCUUGUGAUGGCACUUAACUUUGGGACUGGAAAGGACUAAGCCAAAAAAGCACAAGGAAAGCAGGUCAUUAUGUCGCUAAAGGGAAUGUGUUUGCUUCCUCAAGGCUACAUCUUUUUCUCCUAACACUGACAUUAAGAGAAAAUAAUAAUUUGUCUAUGAUACUGUUGGUAAUCAAAUGGUAACGGUCAUCAGAUCGUCUCUUGGACGUUUUUUUGUUGUAAAAGACACUUGGGAAUGCCACUGUUACUCUUGGAGAAUAUUAAUGCUGUAAUAUAUUCAUCCAUAUUCCAUAUUUAAUGUUAGGACAUUAUAAAACAAUCUAAAUGGGAAUGAAUACCAGUAGUACACUUGUUUUCAAGUCGUAAGAAAAAUCCAUUGUUAUGAUUAAAGCAAUCUUCCAACAAUGUACUCUGCCAAAAAAAAAAAAAAAAAAA
Molecule: messenger RNA, 4703 nt
Organism: Myripristis murdjan (pinecone soldierfish)
Lineage: Eukaryota; Metazoa; Chordata; Actinopteri; Holocentriformes; Holocentridae
Gene: dclk1b
Product: doublecortin-like kinase 1b
Exons: 16
Coding region: 318-2549 (743 amino acids)
Biological process (GO): intracellular signal transduction; protein phosphorylation
Molecular function (GO): ATP binding; protein kinase activity
Source: RefSeq, a predicted model, not a curated record